AAAGAGCCGGAGCCGCCACCGCCGCCGCCACUUCCCCGCCGGGCGCAGCCAGGGACGCACCCACGGGAGACGGGGCGGCGAGAGGGGGGACAGCGRGGGAGGGCAGCCCCGCUCUGACAGGGGGUCCUGCCGGUUUGUUUUUUUCUCCUCCCUCCCUCCCCCGCGAACUUUAUUGUAUUUUUUAUUAUUAYUAUUUUUAUCUWCCUGGGAUUGCCCUGGAUGGUCUGAGCACAGCUCCAUGCCCCCACGGCCAUGCCCGGCUCCGUUCCCGGCACGCUGCCAUGUUCCCGUGAGUGAGCCCCGCGGCACCGCCGGGCCGCAGCCGGCCGGGCCCUGAGCAGCCGCCGCCGCCAGGAACGGAACGGAACAUGUAUCAGGGUCUGGCCCUCACCCCCAACCAUGGCCAGUCGGCUUAUUCCCACGACUCCAGCAACUUCCUGCACUCGUCGGCCGGCUCGCCCGUCUACGUGCCCACCACCCGGGUGCCCUCCGUCCUCCAGACGCUGCCCUACCUGCAAGGCUGCGAGCCGCACCAGAGCCACCUCGGCAACCCCGCGGGCUGGGGGCARAGCGGCGGAGAUGCCGCGGCUUUCAACGCCGGCAGCCCCCACCCGCCGUCGGGCUUCUCGUACUCGCACAGCCCGCCGGGCAGCAGCCCCUCGGGCCGCGACGGCGCCUACCAGGGGCCCCUGCUGCUGGGCGGCGGGGGCCGGGAGCAGUACGGCAACGCCUUGGUGCGCUCCGUUAACGGGUCCUACUCCAGCCCCUACCCCGCCUACGUGACCCCCGAGAUACCGCCUUCCUGGACGGCCGGACACUUUGAGAGCAGCGUGCUGCACAGCCUGCAGACCAGGCAGGCGGCCUUGCCCGGCCGCAGGUCCACUUUCGAGUACCUGGAGGAAUUCCCGGGGGAUGGCCGGGAAUGCGUCAACUGYGGAGCCAUGUCCACACCGCUCUGGAGGAAGGACGGCACCGGGCACUACCUGUGCAACGCCUGCGGGCUCUACCACAAAAUGAACGGCAUCAACCGGCCGCUCAAGCCGCAGAAGAGGCUGUCCUCAUCCAGACGUGCUGGCCUUUGUUGCACUAACUGCCACACCACCAACACCACCCUGUGGAGGAGGAACGCCGAGGGCGAGCCCGUCUGCAACGCCUGCGGGCUCUACAUGAAGCUCCACGGGGUACCACGACCUCUGGCCAUGAAAAAGGAAAGCAUCCAGACGAGGAAAAGGAAGCCUAAAAACAUUACCAAAGGCAAAGCCUCAACAGGAUCCACGACUUCGGCCACCAACUCCCCUUCUUCCAUUGCCACCUCAGACAGCACGGUCACUUUAAAGUCAGAGCCCAGCACAACCUCACAGUACCCCGGACAAACCAUCGUGGCGGUGUCCCAGGCACAGAGCCAGUCAGACGAGGCGCUGGCCGGCGGCCACGGCGAGUUCAAGUUCGAGCCCGAGGACUACACCUUCUCCCCCGGCAGCAUGGCCCCGCAGCCYGGGCUGAGCGUGCCCCUCCGGCAGGACUCCUGGUGUGCCCUGGCACUGGCCUAGGACCCCCAGCCUCCAGCAGAAAGCCUCGGGACCAAUGUUUGGGGCUGUCUGGCGGGCAGGAGGAUGAGCCACCCCAGCGCCUCGGGACGGCGCCGUGUCCAGCCACGGCCACGGGACAGGUUUCUCUUGGAGGAUGCCCAUGGAAAACGCCAGCUGGACGGGGCUGGAAUGACCCCAGAGUGGCACCAGAUCCCCAAAAAACUCGACCCAGGGCCGUCUCUGUUUUCCCAGGGAAAGCCUUCCUCCUCUGAGAUGAAACCAGCAAAUAAAUGCGUCCCAGAAUCUAUGUUUAUUCGCAGUGAUUUCUCCCUCCUAUGACUCCACCGUGUGCAAUUUAUUCCACUUUCCAAUAAAAGACUGUAAUAACAUGGCACCAAAUAACUUAAUUUUAUUAAAAUGUAAGCUACGUGGCCUACCGUAUGUUUUAUUGGCCGCAACAGGAAGAAAAGAGAGAAAAACAAAAACAAAAACAAAAAAAAAAGCAAUGGUUGUUUUAAACAUUUACUGUUUUAUAUUAAAAACGAUCAUCUCUAUAGAGUGUUAGCUUCUGAAGCGUUUUGCAUAUCAACACUGAGCUGAUGAGUCAUACUGAAAUAAACACGCUGCUCUUCCCCUUCCAGCUCCAAACAAAGAGGUUUUUAUUAUUAUUUUAGGCAAACRACAUGACAAAAAUGGUCAAAACCUCCCAAUAAUAA
This is a messenger RNA of Malurus melanocephalus (red-backed fairy wren), 2245 nucleotides long. RefSeq names its product GATA binding protein 5 (gene GATA5). Gene Ontology annotation, molecular function: zinc ion binding; DNA-binding transcription factor activity, RNA polymerase II-specific; RNA polymerase II cis-regulatory region sequence-specific DNA binding. The record is from RefSeq and is a predicted model, not a curated record. The coding region runs from base 369 to 1550 and encodes 393 amino acids. The transcript has 7 exons. NCBI's taxonomy places the organism in Eukaryota, Metazoa, Chordata, Aves, Passeriformes, Maluridae. Gene Ontology annotation, biological process: positive regulation of transcription by RNA polymerase II; cell fate commitment; negative regulation of transcription by RNA polymerase II. Gene Ontology annotation, cellular component: nucleus.